This is a messenger RNA of Postia placenta MAD-698-R-SB12, 846 nucleotides long. RefSeq lists its product as hypothetical. Bases 1 to 846 code for a protein of 281 amino acids. NCBI's taxonomy places the organism in Eukaryota, Fungi, Basidiomycota, Agaricomycetes, Polyporales, Adustoporiaceae. The transcript is spliced from 6 exons. The record is from RefSeq and is a predicted model, not a curated record.
AUGCGCACCUUCAAGCUUUCCGCCGUCCUUGCCGCUCUCCUCGCCGCGCCCGCCCUUGUUGGCGCCGUUCUGCCCAUCCCGCACACGUCUGCACCUACGCGCACCAAUAGGACCAUGGCGCCCAACCCUGCUACCGGCGACCUCUCUACGCUCGCGCUUGCGCAGCGUGUGCCUAUGACGAACGCACAACGUCUCGCGCGGGGUCUCGCGCCAAACCGCCCGCGCUUCAACCAUGCAGCCCGCCGAGGCCUCGCCCCACGCGCGUCAGCCGCCCCCGACCCGAAUCCUUGUCCUACCAUGACUGGCACUAUCCGUGUCGCAGGCGCGGGGACCAGCGCCAGCACCUUCGUUUCGCGCGUCCCUAACGUGUUCGGCGAGUAUGGCGUCACGACUGACGCUGCCAACGCACUGCUCGUGCAGUACGCGAACUGCGCGGGCGCCGCAUCGGCGGACCUUGUUACGCUCAACGGCAUUGCGGACUUUACGCACCUCGGCGGCAUCACUGGCUUCUCGAGCCCAUCGGGCGACCUCGGGCCCGGCUCGAGCAUGUACGCGUACCUCGGCGGGACGUCGCAAACGGCCCCCGGUGCCACCCCGCAGGCCGUCCCGAACUCGUUCACGUUCACAACCGGCAUACAGGAAGAUGUCGAAAGCGCAAUUUGGACUUUGGACCGCACAACGGGCGUCCUCAGCGCGCACUGGUCGAACACCGACCGCAGCACUCCCGCGACAAGCAUCGUGUACUAUGCGCCGGAGAACUUCCUGCUCCUCACGGGCAAUCCCGCAGCGUUCAGGACGACAUACGGCGCAGGCUCCGUUGUGACACUCACCUUUGUCGAAGCAUAA